AUGUCUUACUUCAAAGCCAUCAUCGCCUUCGGCCUCCUGGCCACCGCCCAGCUAGCCGCUAGCCACGGCGUGAUCACCAACGCCACUGGCAACGCCGGCGGGUCCGGAAUGGCCCUAGGCGUCGACCCCUCCACCCCCCGCGACGGAACCCGCCGCAACCCCUUCCAACAAGACAGCACGCGCUUCCGGGGCGCCUCAGCCGACACCUUCGGCGAGACCAUCGGCGCCGGGGCCAACGACCUGGAAACCGGGACGCAAGCCAUCAUGGCGAUGACCGGGGACCAGCUGCCGCAGGUAACCGCGGGCGGCCAGGUGAAGAUGACGCUGCACCAGGUGAACUCGGACGGCGCGGGCCCGUACACGUGCAUGAUCAACGCGGACGCGACCGGCGCGGACUGGACCGCCAUCGACGUGACGCAGAGCCCGCCGGGCAAGAACUCGCGCAACCAGGCCGGGAGCGAGACCGAUUUCCCGCUCACGGCUGCGAUCCCCGCCGAUCAGACCUGCACUGGUACUGUCGCCGGCCAGGACAACGCGUGUCUGGUGCGCUGCCAGAACGGCGCAAGAGCCGGGCCGUUCGGCGGCGUGGUCCCCGUUCAGAUGGCUAGCGGCAACAACUCAACCUCCCCCGCGACGACGCGCCGAAACUUGGCUCGGGCUAUCAGGAGGAAUGCAGCUCGCUUCGCGCAGAAGGAGUGA
Messenger RNA from Annulohypoxylon truncatum, 699 nucleotides. RefSeq lists its product as uncharacterized. The coding region runs from base 1 to 699 and encodes 232 amino acids. NCBI's taxonomy places the organism in Eukaryota, Fungi, Ascomycota, Sordariomycetes, Xylariales, Hypoxylaceae. The transcript is spliced from 3 exons. The record is from RefSeq and is a predicted model, not a curated record.